AUCUCACUCAACCCAACCUGACAAUGAUAUCAAGCCCGCAAAGAAGAACUUUCAAGGGAAGCCAGCAAAGCCGAACAACCUAAAGGGCCAAGUACACACGUAGAGUUCCGGUAAAUCUACACCACCUUCCAGGAGCAAUUCUCGUAUCCCGCACCUUAAACCGGCCACUUUCCCUACUCCCCCCCCCUCCGCAAACGCCCUCAGAAACUUCCGCGCCUAUUCGCAUCUCAAAGAAGAAACACACCCAUUUCCCCCAAAAAACUUCCGGCGCCAAACCACCAUGAAUGCCCAACCCCCGAAACCCAGCAUCCUCUGCUUCCACGGCUCCGGCUCCAACGCCAUGAUCUUCAACGUGCAGCUCGCGCGCCUCGCGCGCCUCCUCCGGCCAACCUUCGACCUCGUCAUCCUCGACGCGCCCUUCGUCGGCGCGCCCGGCCCGGGCGUCCUGCCGUUUUUCGAGGAUUGCGGGCCGUACGCGUACUGGACGCACCCGGCGCGCAACGGGACCACCGGCGCCGACAGGGGCACCGGCAUCGAGAGCGUUAUGUUGCCGGAGGUUGUCGAUGUGAUUACGAAGGCAGUGAGGGAGGUGGAGGCGAAUGGGGGAGAGGUGGUGGGGGCGUGUGGGUUCAGUCAGGGGAGUCGGGUUGUGGCGGGGUUGUUGAAAGCACAGGAGGAGGUGGAGAGGAGGGGUGGAGAUGGGCCAGGGGGGUUGAGGACGAGGUUGAGGUUUGGGGUUAGCUUUAUGGGGUCCUAUCCCCCGCCGCUGCUACCGGCUGAGCUGCAGAGGAAGAGUGGGGAUGCGGAUGCGGUGGGGGAAGAGAGGAUCAAGACGCCGACGCUGCAUGUAGCGGGUGCGAACGAUAAGUGGAAUUUUGCUGGGGAAAAGAUGGUCAAUGAAUGCUUUGAUACAAGCACGGCGAAGAGCGUGAUUGUUCAGACCGAACAUCAUAUGCCUAUCAGUGUAGAGGAGAAUGAGAUGGUUAAGGAGGAGAUUAUGAAACUAUGGAAGGGAAGUAAAUAGGAGGUUAUCAGCAGUUUGUUGCACAUUAGUACUAGAGGGCUGUUCGAGGGGCGUUAUCACGAGUUCACGUAGAGAUCGACACUGUCUCAUGAAGCACAUGGAACCGCCAAUGCAUAUGUAUGACUUAUCGCUAUCACUUCUAUGCUUCUG
Messenger RNA from Mytilinidion resinicola, 1174 nucleotides. RefSeq lists its product as uncharacterized. NCBI's taxonomy places the organism in Eukaryota, Fungi, Ascomycota, Dothideomycetes, Mytilinidiales, Mytilinidiaceae. The record is from RefSeq and is a predicted model, not a curated record. The transcript has a single exon. Gene Ontology annotation, biological process: secondary metabolite biosynthetic process. Gene Ontology annotation, cellular component: nucleus; cytoplasm. The coding region runs from base 281 to 1024 and encodes 247 amino acids.